UGCGUCGGUCGCUUCUUGUAAUGGAAGGAUGUAUCGCGUAGACAAGCUGAGAGAGCCUCAUCAAAUUGUGGCUGGAUAUAUUUUACCGGUUUUAUUAUUGUUACAAUGCUUCAAUUUAUCAGUCGAGGCUGGCAACACAAAUAUAAACGAGAAAAGCGAAACAUCAUCCUCACCAGAUUUUAAAAUUCCUCUCUGUUCAAAUUUGCUGCUGGGACAAUAUGUCUGUGAUGAACCAAUCAUUGAUUCAAAGACACAACAAGCCAAGAACUGUGACCAAGAAACAAGAACUGUUGUUGUGACAUGUCGAACAGCUCCAAAUAUUACCUGUCGUGGAGAAUCAAAGAAUGAAUCACAGAAAUUUACAAGACACCUACCCUGUAAAUGGACGAAUGGUCACUCAUUUGAAACAGCUUUACUGUUAUCAAUAUUCCUUGGUAUGUUUGGAGUUGACAGAUUUUAUCUUGGUUACCCUGCUAUUGGGUUGCUGAAAUUCUCAACUCUGGGAUUUAUGUUCCUCGGACAACUAAUUGACAUCUUAUUAAUUGCUACCCAGGUUGUGAAACCUGCUGAUGGAUCAGAUUAUGUCAUUGACUGUUAUGGAGCUGUUUUGACCAGACUAUCAAUGGAUAAUGAGACUUAUAUCAAACCACCAAAUUACUAAUGAACAUUAACAACCUCAAUUUUCCUUGAUCUCUUCAUUGACAGUGUAGAGAAAGCAUUAUCCACUGUUGCGUUUUGACAUUUAUGCUAUCAUGCAUGAUGUGAUGUUACUUGUAUAAAGGUGCAGAUAUAACCAUGAGGUUCAGAAGCUUGCUUUGCUAUGUGAUUCUGGGUUCAGUUCCACUGCAUAGCACCUUGGGCAAAUGUCUUUUACUAUAGCUUUGGGCUGAACAAUACCUUUUGAGUAUUAUUCGGUAACCAGGAACUAUACCAAAGACCAUCAAUAAAUUAAUUAAUUUUGUUUCCAAUACAUAGAAGAGUUUAUAGCACAGUAAAGUCUCAUAAGCAGAAUAACCUACCUCUGAUCUUUAAUCUCCCAUCUUCCAAAUCAACAUCCCGGUUUACAGGAUUACUAAACAACUAGAUAGAUACACUCAUUGGAUGGGUUCAUAGAAAUUUUUACAACUGACUAAGCAAUGUUUCUACUAUGAAUGUAGAAAAUCUCUUUACUAAUGUUUCUAUAUUGGGAAUUGUAGGCAUAACAUUAGACCAAGUGUAUGCACACCCCUACAAUAAAAGUACCCAAUAUGCCAAGAAACCUCAUUAGAAAGUUCCUAUUGGCUUGCACAACUAAGGUUCUCUUCCAUUGCCUGCAAGGCAAUUCAUAAAUCCAAGAGAAUGGAGUGGCCAUGGAUUUUGAACUUGGGGCCAUAUUUGUAGCCUUUUAUGUGACUAGUGUUGAAAACAAGGUUCUUCCCAGACAUAAAGCCAAAACCAUAGCUGUUACUAGCAAGCAGGUAUGACUUGAUAGUAUGUAUCAUGCUUUCACUAAUGAUUUAGAUAUCUAUAUUGUCAUGAGCAAACGGAGAUACCUUCCUGCGACUUGAUCCAGAGGAACAUCCAGGGGUGACAGCUGGCGGGAGAAAGAGCUGCACCAGUGCUAAGCUGGUAUUUGUUUCCGGCUGAGUAUACUGGUGCACUGUAAAAUGAAGCACUCUGCUCAAGCAAACAACAAUAUGCCACUCUGUGAAGAAACUUUAUGAUAGAGGGCCCAGUACCCUAACCACUUGGCUGUGCAUUUUACAUUCCUAAACAUAACCACAUCAUAUCUAUACUUGUACAUUGACAACAUUGUGAUGGUCACAUAAAAACAGGCAGCUAUUUAAAAAAAUGGAAAAAGAAAAAACAAUUCCAUUUUACAAUUCAAUGUAGUUUCAGCAGAGAUUCAGACCACAUAUUCUUAGAUAUAAAUGUAGAAAUAGAGAGGAAUUUUCUAUCACACCUUCACUUACAUACUCUUAAUGCACAGAGUUAGUGUAUCCAUUGAGAUAUAAAAUUUCUAUAGUAAAAUCACUUCUAAAAUACUUCCUUAAAUUUCCAUUCAUAAAAGCAGUUUUAAAUAAGGAAAAUCAUUAACCCUCUUUUUUCUGUAUUCCUGUUGAAAUACACUGCUUUGUUUCAAUUCAUUUUGAAAAUAAUAAAGAAUUUAGUAAAAUAACUGUAGUUAUUAAGGUGGCGAGCUGGCAGAAUCGUUAGCAUGCUGGGUAAAAUGCUUAGCAGCUUUUCCUCCAUCUCUAUGUUCUAAGUUCAAAUCCCACCAAGGUCAACUUUGCCUUUCUUCUUUUUGGGUUGAUGAAAUAAGUGCCAGUUGAACACUGGGGGUUGAUGUAAUCAACUUACCUCCUCCCUUGAACUUGCUGGCCUUGUGCCAAAAUUCAAAAUCAUUAUUAAAUUGGAGUUUGAGACAAAAAUUAAUAUAAAAUUUUAUUAGAUGGUUUUAAUGCAGAUCAAUUUAAAAUAUGAAGUUUGUGUCAUGGAUCCAGGGUUGAACCCAGGCAAGUUGAUAUAAAGAGUUAAAGUUAAAUUUCAGUUAAUAACUAAUUCUCUAACACAUCAGACCAAGCUGUGGAACUGUACAAGAACAAAUUCAACAUUUAAGCAGCAUGUAUAUAAUGUGGUAUAUGUAUCAGAUGCAGCAUAAUUAUACAAUAGAUGGAUAUGUCAAAUAAAACAAAAAAACUCAUAAAACAACACAUAUGUCACACUUCACCACAAACUAAUAAUUAGAAUAGAUUACAAAAAACAGCAAAAAUGAAGACAACCAUCUCAUCACAAUGAAACUAGAACACCUGUAAGUCACAACAUAUUUGACACAACCAACGUAAAUGUAAAGAUUUUGACGUAAAACAUGAAAGUUGUAAACUUCGUAACUCGUACAAGUACAAUACUUUCUCAUUCAUUGACUGUGCUUUUACAAAGAACCAUUGGGGUUUUUGUCUGUCAUAGUCAACUAUGUAUCUGUACUUAUAUGCACACUGGCUUGGACAAAUUAAAAAAAAAAAUCUUUCUUUCUUUUUCCUUGCCACUUUUAUUACUCAAGGGAAAAAGCUUUUUCUUAAGGGCUGAAACAAGCUUGACAUUAAUGUUAUGGCAAGCUUUGUCAUCAAAAUGCAAAGAGCCAACAUAGAUAUCAAGGCAGCUCAUCUAAUACUGUAACAGUCCACUGCCCUGUAUUGUUACUUUUUUUAUUGAUACUGAAAGGCUGAAAUGCAAAAGUUGGCAUUUGAAUCCAGUAGGAUAUGAACUUGGAGCAUGGAAUUAAAACAUUAUAAGGCCGUCUGUCCAAUAUUUUAAUGACUACCAACUUGCCAACAUUACAAAAUAUUAGAAUAUGGAAUACGAAACAAAACUAUGAAGAAACAUUUAUUAAUUGAUGGCACUACCAUAUUUAGAAUUAGAAUUUCUUAAAAAAUGACAAUAUAAACUUUAGCAGAUUUAUUAAUAGCAAGAUACAAACAAAAUAUUAACUCAGAGCUCAUGUGAAAUGAGUUUAUCCAGGGUUAAGAAGUUAAGUGGCCUUCUCAACCUUGUGAUUUCUGGUUCAGAACCACUGCACUUCAGGCAAGUGUGUUCUAUAUCUCCAGGCUGACCAAAGCAUUGUGAGUGAAUUUGGUAGGUAGGAACUGAAAGAAGACUGUCAUCUAUAUAUAUAUAUAUAUAUAUAUAUAUAUAUUUGUUUUUAUAUUCAAGCUAUAUUAAAAACAAUUAUACAUUAAUCUGAUGGGUUACUCUAUACUUUUGUAGAGUAUGUUAUUCUUAUACAAGAAUGUUGAUAGUGAUCAGUUAAGCCAUCAUCCAACGAAAGUUCAAAGUCUCUACAGCAUUCUUGUAUAAGAAUAAUAAAUAUAUAUAUAUGAGUGAGUGGACAAAUGAAAGAAAAAUGCAUUUAACACAUUUAGUAGGAAUUGCAUGUAUUAUUUAAAGUAGUUUGAUUUGGAUUCUAUACAGCUUAAAGUUUUGAGGGCCUCUAACAGAAGCCCACAGGACUAAGUUGCAUGGAGCCAAAUCAAAUUGUUUUAAAUAGUGUGCAUGAUUUGUGUUUGUGCCUAAAUUUUCGUGACCUCACAUCGUAGUUGUAAGCAAGCAUCACCACUGUACAAGUGGUAUCUUUCAUUUACAAUCUUCUGUGAAAACAUCCGAGCAUGGGGAAAUAUUCUUUGGAUGCAACUGAGAGGGUCAGUAAUAGGAAAGGCAUCCAACCAUAGAAACUUUGUCUCAGUGGAGUCUGUCUGACCCAUGCAAGCUUGGAAAAGUGGACAUUAAAAUGAUGUGAUGGUAACAUAUAUAGGCAAAUUGGCAGAGGUCAUUAGAGUAACAGAUCCAUCUUGUAGUAUUUCUUUCUGUUCUGGGUUCAAUUCCUGCUGGUGUCAAUUUACCUUUCGUCCCUUCAGGGUAAUUUUUUUUCUCUCUGGGGAAGAAAAAAUAUCACUUAUAGUCAGACCUGGAGAGGGAUGGGUUUUGCCAGGUGUAAUAAAAUUGUAAUAAAAUUGUUCAAGAUACACCUUAUAUCAUGAUUUCACUGCUACAACUCCAUCAGGAAUUGAGAACAAAGCAUAUUUGUAUGUGUUGCUAUAUAUGUAUAUAGACUUGUUUCUCCAUUUUUCUUUCUCUCAUCCCUUUUUGUCGAAGAGCAUAGACUUGAAACAUCAAAGAUUUUUCCAUUUUUCCUGAGUGUCAAACUAAUACACCUGCUUGUUCCCUCACCUGUCUCUCUUUUAUUUUCUAUUCAUUUGAACCAUAUGUGUGCAUGCAUAUAUAUAUAUAUACAUACAUACAUAUAUAUAUAUAUAUAUAUAUAUGUGUGUGUGUGAUGACAAACCCACUGUUGUGGACUAGCUUUAUUUAUUUGGCUGCUGUCAUUUUUUUUCUUUGUUAUAUUCUAUCUUGAUAACCUAUCAUUUAUCACUUUUCAUCAUCAUCUUCACUUUUAUUUUGCUGUUUUAUUAUUAUUAUUUCUUUUUAUAUUUAAGUUUUUACUAACAGAUGGAACUUCAGCCAGAAAUUAUAUUUAUAUUGUGUAAAUCAAUCAAAUAAAUAAGUUUAUUCUUUUAA
Messenger RNA from Octopus bimaculoides (California two-spot octopus), 5052 nucleotides. Its product is annotated as TM2 domain-containing protein biscotti. The record is from RefSeq and is a predicted model, not a curated record. NCBI's taxonomy places the organism in Eukaryota, Metazoa, Mollusca, Cephalopoda, Octopoda, Octopodidae.